This is a messenger RNA of Rotaria socialis, 264 nucleotides long. NCBI's taxonomy places the organism in Eukaryota, Metazoa, Rotifera, Eurotatoria, Philodinida, Philodinidae. The record is from the annotation of a GenBank genome assembly.
AUGCAAUUUCUUAAAAAACUUCUCUCUACUACUAUUAUAUUUACUGCAAAAAUGGAUGCUGCUAAAGCUGAUAUUGAAAAAAUAAAAGAAGCUACAAAAGGAAUAAAAGACGAGGAUAAAGCACAAAUAGCUCAAGGUCCAACUAUAAACUCAAGUGAACGUGUUGAGACUGCAGUUAAAUCUGGUAUUGCUACAAUGAAACAAGACGAGCAUGCUCAUAAAGCUGAACAACACAAAAACAAACAUAAUGCCAAAGUUGAAUAG